This is a messenger RNA of Lizanozyma spartinae, 2328 nucleotides long. RefSeq lists its product as uncharacterized. Bases 1 to 2328 code for a protein of 775 amino acids. NCBI's taxonomy places the organism in Eukaryota, Fungi, Ascomycota, Pichiomycetes, Serinales, Debaryomycetaceae. The record is from RefSeq and is a predicted model, not a curated record. The transcript has a single exon.
AUGGAUUUUGAAGAACAAUUGGAGAAGGCAGAAAAGUUGUCUGCACCAUCUUUAGUAGGAGCUUCCUUGAGAUCAGCUGAUGAUUCCGCUCACCAAAAUUAUAUUCACCCUGAAAAGUCAAAUCCCAACAAGCUGGCUCAAUGUGUUGCUCACAGCAGUGUUCCUACAUCAAUCGAUAAGUUGACUGCCUCGUUGGAUAAUUUGAUUAACGAAGGUGCUCUUUUGGGCUCAGAAGAAAACUUUGACUCCUAUUUGGAUACAAAUGGUAACGUUAUCAAAUCGGAAUUCUCAAAGAAACCCGCUUCCCAUGUUGAUGACAAGAAGGCUAUCUCUGAACUUCUGGAAGGAAUCGCUCCAGAGAAGGAAUCCGAUGGUACGUUGCCCAUACCAGCACCAAUCGCUAACAAUAGUGUUAGUGAUAGUGCUGUAGCCACUAUCGCUGUUGAAUCUGACUCGUCUCAAAAGAAACCAUUCUAUAAGCAAAGUGGUGACUUUUCUACUCCUAACUUGUCAGAAUACCAAUUGGAACACGAAAUCACUGAUCACGCUGAUUUGUUGGCAAAUAUUCAAUCACAUGAUCCUCACCGUUUACCCACUGACGGUUCAGUGUCAGAUUCAACAGAUUUGAAAACUCCAACCAAUGAUUCAUUCCGCAAACUGGCCGUAUCUUCACCUGCUUCAGACACACUGUCCACCUCCAAGAGAAAGCAACAGAAUUUGUCUAGUUUGAAUCAUGAUUCAAUUCAUUCUCCGUACUUUUACACUGAUUCCACUCCAGUUACUCAUUCGGAAUCUGUUAGAUCAAGAUCAAGAUCAAGAUCUCAGAACCCACCUGCAACUCCACAUGCUGUUACUCAGCCUUCAGCUGCAGCCCAAGAAAGAUCCAGAUCAAGAUCUAGCAUUAGACCUCACUUGGCUCGUGGAGACUCCUACAAGCUGACUCACCUCGAGGAACCAUCUAAAUAUGAGUUACCUGCAGACUUCACUGAUGAAACUAUUUCAGUUCGUGAAGACGAAGUAGCUGCAUCAACUAAAGAAACUCUGGAAUCUUCAGCUUCCACUUCUAGAAAAGUUGAUAAUGGAGACGAUGAAGAUGAUGAUGAUCGUAGAUCAAGAGCUUCUCGUCCAACUAUGGGAGAGCUGAUUGCUGCCGCUGAAAAGGAAUUAGCAACCCAAGGUACUAUCCAGACUCAAUUGUUGCGUGAUCCCUCUUUGGUCACAACAGGUGAUUAUACUAAUUACAACGUUGAUACCCCUGUUCCCAACUAUAGCAGCGAUUUAGCAACUGAGAGACUCACUUCAAGUGUGCAAUACUUACGUUCUAUUUCUCGUUCUAGGUCUAGACAAGCCAAUGUUAAUGUUAGCAAAGAUGAUGCUACUCUGAAAGAGUUGGUUGCUGAAGGUGCUUUGAUCUCAGAUGACCCAUAUUCCACUAUUGACCAAUUAGAUUCCUUGGUUGAAAAUGUGUUAACUAAGGAUUCAGCUGCUGAUCAAAGGGCGAGUUUGACUAGUAAUAAGAAGGCAAGUUUAACUAAUUUUAAGGAAGAUGCGAGUUUAACUAAUUCCAAAGAAGACACGAGUUUGACUAAUUCUAUGGAAGAUGCGAAUUUAACUAAUUCUACGGAAGCGAGUUUAACCAAUUCCAAAGAAAAUGCGAGUUUAACUGAAGCUAAUGAAGAUUCAAGUUUAACUAAUUCAAAGGAGGCGAGUUUAAUUAAUUCCGUAGAUCGUGAAUCGAAGCCAGCAGCUGAUGAAGAAUCCGAAGAAUUGAAUAACACUGCGCUAGGUGAUAAAGCCAUAUCUAAAGAAUCUCAAAACAAGGUUGAUGCUGAAGAUUUGGAUAUUCCUGGAUCAUUUAAGUCUGAUGAAGCUUUAGAUGAGAAUCCAAAACAAGCCCAUGUUGAAGUUACUCCAGAAGCUGAAAAGGCAUUAGAGAAAAUUAAGAAGGAAGAAGAUCAGCCAACCAGCAAAUCUUCCAAGGCCGAGGACACAGAUGAUUUUGAUCUUGAGAAUAUGGAAGUGAAUCCUGAAGAACUUCGUGCUCACUUGGAAUCUCAGCCAGUUUACAUCUACACAUCUUUAGCAGGAGGAAUGCAAAUUAUGCCUCGUACCAAUCGGUUGGUUACAAUUUUGAAUGCCAAUCAGAUUAAGUACGAACUCCGUGAUUUAGGAACUGAUGAGGCUGCAAAGAAGAUCUGGAGAACCUACUCCAAAGGGAAAACAUUACCUGGUAUAGUGCGUGGAGAUGAUUUCAUUGGAAAUUGGCAAGAUAUUGAAGAAGCCAAUGAAGAAUAUCGUCUUACAGAAUUGCUAUACGAAACCUUCUGA